UAUUGGCUUGCGAGCACGACGCAACGUGGGCAAACACGGAAAUGAAUCCUACCUGAUGGGUGCUUUUGUUUUCGUUUUCAAUUAAUGUGACAGAAGUACAGGUGUGUCCUAACUUCUUUUUUUUAAACGACUUAGAUUUAACAGAAACAAUGAGUGACUUCCCAGUGAAUCCCUUGGUUUGGAUUGGCGUGGGCUCCAGCUUUGCCUUCUCUGGCUUGUUUUAUCACUUAUACCAAGAAAAGAAAAAGGAGCUGAAAAAACUAAAGGAGAUUCCCAUUUUCAGGCCAGAUCAUCACUUGGUGAAAAUACUGAAGGCCUCGCCCCGCAAACGCCUCCAGUAUGUCGCCGUGGAAGGGCUGGUGCAGGCGGACGGGGAGCCUCUGGGCAGCCGGUUUGUCCCACGAUGCUUCGGUGUGAUUCAGAAGAUAGAGGUGGCCGAGCACUGGAGCUACUGGAACUCCCUCACCAGAACAUGGAACUCUCGGAAGGUGAACAAGACGGAAACCUGCAACACGGUGCCCUUCAGCCUGGUGUGCCCGGGGCUCUACAUCAGCGACAUGUAUGUGAAGGUGCAGGACCCUCUGGACGCCUCGGGUGCCUUCCUGGAGCGGGUCCACCACCGGGUCAGACGGGCCGAGGAGGGCGUGAUGGGCUUGGUGCUGCAGGGCCUCAGCGGAGAGAAACCCGUGGCGCAGGAGGAGAGCGAGCAGCUGCUGCGGGUCGGGACCACGCUGACCGGGUUCGGGGAGGUGGUGCUGGAGGGGGGCGAGGUCAUGAGGCUGCAGGCCCCUCAGGACGGGCGCCGGUUCCUCCUGGUGCCCACGGACCACGGGAGCUUCAUGGACCGGCAUGAAAGCUCGGCCCAGAUGUGGAAGGCGCUGACUGCCGUCUCCGGGAUCACCGGGGCGUCUCUGCUGGCAGCCGUGGUUUACAGCCUGGUCGGCAAACAGGACGACAGGUCCAAGUAGGCCUGAGGAGGAGGAGGCCGACCGCUGCACACACUGUCAUGGCAGCCCUCUGGGCACCACGACGGGAACAGCCUCAGGUGUUUGGUCAACACUGUUUUACUGACGACAAGGGCUGGGCGAGGUACUGACAUCCUGAGAUCAGCUGGGACUGCAGAUAUUGUUAUAUUGAGAUAUUACUUAAGUGAUGUCUUCCUUGUUUUAGAGGCUGCGUUAUACGAAACAAAUGCAAAUCUCUGAACUUAUUAGACUGUUAUAGUUAUUUUUCUCAACCUACUUGAUCAUCAUAUCCACGUUUAGAAAAAAUCUUGUGUAGAUAUCUCAUGAAAGCACCAACAGUCAUUUGAUUUUGCCCAUAUCGCCCAGCCCUAUCAGAAUAUUAAAAGAAACUUUUUUAAUUGCACUUUUUGUAAUAAAGUUACAAGUUGCUUAACAGAAAGAAAAAAGAAUUUAAAACGAAAGGGGGAGAAAAAAACGUAAAAUAGCCAGGAAUUAAAAUGGUGUAGCACAAAAUUAUAAACUGUCGAAAGUGGGAUUAUAAAACACAGCGACGCAUCAAAUACUUAUGAAAGCUUUCCGAUUAAAUGUUUUAAGAGGAGAUCUAAAACAGUAAAGAUGUGUGAGCUUUUAGUCACGUUGGGUAACCGGCAGAGACCCUGGAAUAACACGGCGCUCUGUUGUAAAGGUAAAUUCUGUUGUUUUGCUUUGUUUCACUUGAAUUCCCACCGAUGGGUUCAUCGUCCUGUCAUGUUGCCAGGUGCAUCACAGCUCCAACCGGGGUUACUUUGAGCCAAAAUUAUGAAAUAUGUUUUUUUUUUUGUUGUCGUUUUUGUUUAAGUCAAAAAUGCCGUAAAUGACAUGAUAAUCAAGGACCAAAUACUUAGAACUCAGGACCUGAUGGCAAGUCAUGUUUGUCUGGAUCUGUAAGGGAUAGUAAAUGUUUUUAUAAAUAAACUAUAUUUUUAUAACCAUGGAUGAUUAACAUUGAAUUAGAACAAAAACUGUGGUAUUAAGAUAUAAUCACUGAGCUUUACUUUAAUUUUUACUGUAUUUUGCUUUGCAAGCCUGUCAAAUGUGAGCCUGAUCAUAGAGAUAAUUCUACUUCCUUCACUGUCAGAGCGAGUUUCCAGGCAGUGUUUUCCAGACGGGUUGGCGCAGGACUCGUGGGCUGGGUCUGUGCAGCAGAUUAUUUCCUACCUCUUUCCUUGCGGUAUUUCAACUGUAUCUUCUGUAGGCUGCAGUCGAUGUUCAGAAUUCAUAAAAGAUUAAACACUGAUCACUGAAACAGCCGAAUCCCUUCAAAUUGUAGUCGUGUGUACCCAAUAAAACCUCUUCUCCAUACCGA
Molecule: messenger RNA, 2310 nt
Organism: Myripristis murdjan (pinecone soldierfish)
Lineage: Eukaryota; Metazoa; Chordata; Actinopteri; Holocentriformes; Holocentridae
Gene: mul3
Product: mitochondrial E3 ubiquitin protein ligase 3
Exons: 5
Coding region: 150-968 (272 amino acids)
Biological process (GO): protein ubiquitination; organelle organization
Molecular function (GO): ubiquitin-protein transferase activity
Source: RefSeq, a predicted model, not a curated record